CUUACCAGUAGUAGUACAUUUGUACACUGAUUGUGAAAAUUCCACGCCGCAGAUGUUUUGUUUACUCGCCAGCGGCACUGACCACUGCAGACUGCGCCCUCCUUCCCCCUGCCCGUAUCAUUGCAGCAGAAGUAGCUGUAGUUACGCACGGGAAAAUAUGGUUUUCGCUCAUUAUUCUUUUCUUCUUCUUCUGAUUUUUCGGUCGCUUAGCAUUUUAGCUUUUGUUCUAGCAUCAGAUUGUUAUGAUGUGCGUAUGCGAGAGUUGCAGGUGGGAGGGAGUGUAAAAAAUGUGUUGUAAAAAGCCUGCAACCCCAUGAUACGCGCAUCUACCGCAAUCACAGUUAGUCGCUGCAUUCGCUAAGUUCUGGUGUGUGAUCGCGGUCGUUCGCUAGGCGUUUAUAAGCUUUGUUGUGCUGUGUACUCCUGAACUUGAAACAAUUCAUUAGAAUAUAACAAGGAAAAAAGAUGGUAUUUUCACUAAUUCAUAUUAAUUACGGUGAUUAAAAUGCAACGAUAUUUUAAAAAUGCAAAUGAAAAUCAAGAAAUGCUUACAUAUGUGUGUGAAAGCGUACGAAAAAUACUGAAAUCAGGAAUGUGUGACGAAAAGUGUGUAAAUUUGAAAUUGAGUUAAAUGGUGUGACAGAACUCGUUGGUAAUAAAUUAGAUAAAGAUGACAUUAAAAAAACAACAGCAAAGGUUUCAUAUGAUUAAGAGUUCCUUGAACUCAUAAAAAAAUCAAACAACCUCAAAAAUUGAAGUGUACAUUUUAUUAAAUUCUGUCAGCAUCGAUUGGAAAUAAUGAAGUAAAAUAUCAAAAUAAACAAAAAAAGUUCUCCGUGUAGCGCUCGCGAACCUUUUUUUUCGUUAAUUGAUACGAGCAAAAGCCACCGCGCAGCAACUGUCGAGUAUUUCGUGGCGCAGCACAACAACUUUUGUAUUGCGAUAACAAAAUUGAAAACGCAUCUGUAGGCAGGCAAUUUUCCCAGCUUAAAAUACGUUUACAAGUGCACAGUGCAAAUUGAGUCCGAAGUGAAGCGAACAAAAGAGUUGGAACGGGAUAGAUUUUCUCAACCUCGCUUCCCGUUGGAGUGAAUGCAAAACGCUGUACCGGUCUCACCAAAAAUGUUGGAACUGGAUAAAAUCUUGGAGAAAUGUGGUGAUUGUCAUCGUUUGCAGGCGCUCAUGUUGUUGCUCUUCUGCAUCAUCAAUUUGCUAUCGGCGCUUCAUUACUACUCACAAACGAUCAUAAGUUUCGUGCCGAAAUAUUGGUGUACCGAUGGUUAUGCGAAUCCUAUGGAUGCUUAUGCGGAAGCCAGUAAACAGGCGGGUUCUUCAUGUCUUCCCCAUCGAUUUGCAGCUGCUGAUGAUGCAGCACAUGCCAACGUCUCAACAGAUUUUUUAGAAGCAUGUCAGCAAUUUGAUUUUGAGUUAUAUAUGGGUUAUCAGAGCUUUACAAGUGAGCUGAAUUGGAUUUGUGAUCGCGCUUGGCAGGCAACGCUGGGACAAUCGAUGUUUUUCGUAGGCUCGGUGGUGGGUAGCUUGCUUUUUGGUUUUCUAGCGGACAGUUUGGGACGUCUUCCUAUUUUGAUUGCUGCAAAUGUGGUGGCUAUGAUUGGUAAUACUCUGACAAUUUUUGGCACGACGUUACCUACAUUUUCACUAUUUCGCUUCGUUUCCGGCAUGGCGACGGACAGCAACUUCGUCAUGAUGUAUAUUUUAGUAAUGGAGUACUUGCGUCCCUCGCUGCGCACCGUCGGUCUCAGCAUCUGCAUCGGUUUAUUUUACUGUCUCGGCUCAAUGGCUGCGCCAUGGAUUGCUGUACUGUUGCAGACCUGGCGAGGCUUCCUACUUGCCACCUCGGCACCCUUCGCUAUUGUGCCGCUCUUCUACUUCAUUGUGCCCGAGAGCGUACAAUGGCUGAUCUCCAAGCAAAAAUACGACAAAGCUGUAAAAUGCUUAAAACGUGUAGCAAAGAUCAAUGGACGCGUGGUUGAAGAAUCUGUCUACACGGAAUUCAUAGAUGAAUGCAAACACAGUCAAGUACAUACGAAAUCUAGUCCAAAUCUCUUUGGGCUAUUUGCAACGCCACGCUUACGACGCAACACGCUCAUUUUGUUCUUUAAAUCCAUGGUCAUCACUUUGUGUUACGAUGCGGUGUCGCGCAAUGUCCAAGGUCUCGGUAUAUCGCCAUUUGUCAUGUUCACAUUGAGCGCUACGGCCAUAUUGCCGGCCUGUAUACUGUUGAUCGUGUUGCAAGAUCGUAUCGGUCGUAAAGCGAUGGCUUCCAUGUCAUUACUGUUAAGUGGCAUUUUUAUAUCGGUCACUGGAGCGAUACUCUUCUGUACGGAGCGUAGUAGGGGCGAUAAAGAUGUAAUACUGGUUGUGAUUCUGUCGGUUAUAGGACGCUUCGGCGUCACAGUCGCCUACAAUUCUGGUGCUCAAUAUGCCACAGAGCUGAUACCGACUUGUGUGCGCGGCCAAGGCGUGUCAGUGGUGCAUGUCAUGGGCUAUGCUUUUACAUUCUUCAGCUCGUACAUAUUGUACACGCGCUCCUUCUUUCAACCCAUGCCGGAAAUUAUAUUGGGUAUACUUUCACUUUUGGGCGCCGGAUUGUGUCUGCUGUUGCCUGAGACACUGAAUAGAACUCUACCCACUUCGCUGGAAGAUGGCGAAAAUUUUGGAAAAAACGAACGUUGGUACAAUUUCAGUUUCCUGGAGAAACGCACACAAUCGGUUGAUGUUCUGGCCACGAAUACCGGUUCACAAACUAUACGCGAUAAUACGGCAGGUUAUUUUUAGGAUAGAUAAAUAUUUUUUAAUUAGUUUUUUAAGUGUUAAAUAAACAAUAAGUGUUAGUGAAAUUCAUUAGUAAAUUGACAUUGACAUUGACGAUUGAGUUUUUUGCACCAAGAAGGUGAAUAGAAGAAUAUAAAAGUCUGUAAUUUGUGGGUUCAUUCGUAAUUUAAUUAAGCUCCCACUGGGCGGAUUUUUAUGGGGAU
Anastrepha ludens (Mexican fruit fly) is the source of this 2999-nucleotide messenger RNA. Its product is annotated as organic cation transporter protein. Gene Ontology annotation, molecular function: transmembrane transporter activity. The coding region runs from base 1093 to 2799 and encodes 568 amino acids. The transcript has 8 exons. Gene Ontology annotation, biological process: transmembrane transport. NCBI's taxonomy places the organism in Eukaryota, Metazoa, Arthropoda, Insecta, Diptera, Tephritidae. Gene Ontology annotation, cellular component: membrane. The record is from RefSeq and is a predicted model, not a curated record.